AGGCGGCUUGCUGUAUGUAUCAGUCAGGGAGAGCGAGUCAGUGAGCCGCAGCGCUGUGUAGAGACGGGGUGUUGUAGUUGGCUCAUGUCGAACGGUCUUAAUAGAGAAAAUACGUCGCUGUGGAGACGAACAGACGAAAUUAUCCUUUCCAAACAGCGGACGGAGCGAAUAAGGUUCUUGCGGUCUCCAGGGAGUGAGAGAAGCCUUGCGACUGCUUGGUGAAGCAAUAGUGGCUUCUGGUCUCUUCAGUCUCCCUUUUCACCUUUGUCAAGAUGGGGAACGGUUUAUCGGAGCCCCACAGCAUCUUCCCGGGACUGCCAUCGUUCCAGGCCUUGCAUAUUGUCAUUCUCGGACUGGACUGUGCCGGCAAGACUACAGUGUUGUACAGGCUGCGCUUCAAUGAGUUCGUGAACACGGUCCCAACUAAAGGCUUCAACACCGAGAAGAUCAAAUUGGUUCUGGGCACUAAAAGUCGGACGGCAGCGUUCCACUUUUGGGAUGUAGGCGGUCAGGAGAAGCUGCGGCCGCUGUGGCGCUCAUACACACGCUGUGCCGAUGGCCUUGUGUUUGUGGUGGACUCCGUGGACACUGAGCGCAUGGAGGAGGCCAAAACAGAGCUGCACAAGAUCACAAGGCUGCAGGAGAACCAGGGCGUUCCUGUGCUUGUGCUGGCCAACAAGCAGGACCUGCGUAGUGCGCUACCGCUGGGUGAACUGGAGAGGCUGUUGGCGCUCAAUGAACUCGGUUCCCACACGCCUUGGCAUCUCCAGCCGGCUUGUGCCAUCAUUGGAGAGGGCCUACAGGAGGGUCUGGAGCGUCUGCACGGCAUGAUCAGCAAGCGGAGGAAGAUGAUGAGGCAGCAAAAGAAGAAGAGAUGAGUGAGACGGGUUAGUCAGGUUCACUCAUCUUGUUACAUGCCUCCUGUCACUGUGCACUGGUGGAUCCAUUAAUUUUACUGGUUGAGUUUUAUCAGCCUGAUUGAUAGAGCUGGAGGGAUACAGUUCAAAGACUGUUCGUUAACCACUGUAGACUAUUGAUUUGUCACCUUGGUCGUGGAAGGGUGCGCCGGAGUUGUCCAGAUGACAUCACAGGACCUUUGAUACUACUUAAGUGGACAUGUUGUUCAUUGAUUUCUUAUGAAGGUAAACACUGGAGGAAAAACUCGUACAUCGUGAUGUUCUUUGACCGCCAGUGUUAAAUAAUCUGUGAUCCACAUGUGAAUUAAUGAAGCGAAAAGAUAGAUUACCAAAGCCCCUGCGGAAUGUUCUGAAAAAUCUAAUGUACACAUAGUGGUGAUCUUUCACUCCUGUUCAUGUGCUAAACACAAGCCUUUUUUUAUUGGACCACUGUUGCACAACAGAGGUGGCGUUGUAAGGAGAACCAGGAUAAGCUUUAUGCGUCACUACUUGGGAAACACAUAAAUGAUUGCGUAUAACGUCAGACAACUGAGUGCUUCACCAGCCAAAACACAUGCAGUCCUGCACUAUCAGGUGUCUUGUUUGAAGGUUAACAGGACUUCUCCCAGGGUUCCUGAAGUUUUUCUGUCUUUACAAUCAAAGUGGAAUGAUGGUGUUAUUUGUAGUACUAUACACCAUGUGUGCUUCCCUCUACAUUUAAAUGCACUUUAGCAAACCCCUUUUGUAGACUAUGAACAUCAGAUUUUGUAUAAAACCUAUGACAUUGCUUCAAAUGAAGCGUUUUAUAAGUUGUUUCAUGUUCAGGUGUGUCAUUUUGUCACUCAGUAUGUGUGUGAUGGAGGGCUUUGUAUGUGUCAAAAGUUAUGCGCCUUGAAUAAAACAACAGAUUCAAUCAAGAAACUUGAAUAUUUUGAGUCCUGAUAGUGUAUUGCAUGCUUUUCUCUGCUUUUUAUUGUAAUCAUAAGCCAGUGAUAUUUAUGGAAUUUCUUAGAUACUAUUUCCUAAUCUGAUAAUGAUAUCUAGACAACUGAAUUCAGUGGACGUUGGCCUUUUAGUCUGUGGCGUGGAGAAAUUGUACCAUGCCUUAUUUAAAUGGAAGUGCUCCAUUCCAUGCGAGUAACAUGCACUUUUCCCCUCUUCGGCCUCCACCACAAUGAUGUAUAAGCUGAUCUUCACAAACACACACACAUACAUGUCCAUUCCCCAUUUUGAAUGCGGUGUCAGAAUUAAAACAGCUUGAGUUUGACUGGAAGUGGGCUAUUUAAAGUCUCAACAAUUCAGCAGAUUGAUAAGAUCUCUGCCUAUAUCAAUUACAUUAUGGUGCUUUAGAGAUAUCUGAUCACAUAAAAGUGGCUCAGGGCAGCAGAGUGACUCAGAGGGUAGUGCUGCCACCUCACAGAGUACCUGGUUCGAUCCUGAGCUCAGGUAAC
Ictalurus furcatus (blue catfish) is the source of this 2347-nucleotide messenger RNA. It is a transcript of the gene arl4ab, whose product is annotated as ADP-ribosylation factor-like 4ab. Gene Ontology annotation, biological process: vesicle-mediated transport; intracellular protein transport. The transcript has 2 exons. Gene Ontology annotation, molecular function: GTP binding; GTPase activity. The record is from RefSeq and is a predicted model, not a curated record. NCBI's taxonomy places the organism in Eukaryota, Metazoa, Chordata, Actinopteri, Siluriformes, Ictaluridae. The coding region runs from base 273 to 878 and encodes 201 amino acids. Gene Ontology annotation, cellular component: cytoplasm.